GAUGAGGUUUCCUUAGGCCAUUAGACCAGAUAGAACAGGUGUUGGUAAUUGAUAUAAUAAUAAAGAGUAUUAAAUUAUCAGAAGAGGACAAAAAAUAUUGUAAUUUUAGGAGCAAUUGGAACAUAUAACUUUUUAUGUUAUCAAGUAAUGAUUGGGUAUGUAACAAGUAAGAUUCAUUGUUACCACCUUAUAUAACUAAUUAGGCUUGUAAAAAUUCAUUAUUAUAAUGAAAGAAAUGCUGUGCUUGUUCUUGACAACAGCCCUAUUCAUAAAUCAAAAUUGGUUUAAAAAUUAUUAACUGCAAAACCAUAUCUAUUUUUACCACCAUAUUCUCCUUAACUCAAUCCUAUAGAAAAAAUAUGGAAUAUAUUUAAGUAAUUUAUAAGAAAAAAUUAACAAGUGCCCACUCAGAAUUUACAUAGAAUGAUUCAUGGUCAUUUCAAUUCAAUUACUAAUGA
Molecule: messenger RNA, 458 nt
Organism: Paramecium pentaurelia
Lineage: Eukaryota; Ciliophora; Oligohymenophorea; Peniculida; Parameciidae
Source: the annotation of a GenBank genome assembly